GUGAAAUUUUCAUGUGCAUUCACAUAUUCACCUUUGACAGUUCGGUUUAACACAGCUGUUGACGAUUCCGAAUUUCUUCUAGUCUCGCUGGAUAUUGAAAAUGGAUUUUUUACCUUGUGGUAUGUACUCAAUGGCGGAUUCGACGCUUCCAGACUCCAUGGAUGGACACGGUACCCUUGCGAAAAAAAGCCGCGAAAAAAGUACGGUGACGGGAAUGGCCACGUUGACUAGGGAAGAACGACGCAGAAGACGGCGGGCUACCCAAAAGUACAGAAUGGCUCAUGCUACGCGCGAGCGAGUUAGAGUCGAGGCGUUCAACGUGGCGUUCGGAGAAUUGCGGAAACUUUUACCCACGAUACCACCCGACAAAAAAUUGUCAAAAAUCGAAAUAUUAAGACUCGCGAUAUGUUACAUUAUGUAUUUAAACCAAUUUUUGGAAACGUAAAUUGUUGAUGUUCGUGGUUUCGGACUACCCGUGACCCUCGAUUAUAGGCUUACAUAAUAUAAUUAUAAAAUAGCCACUAAACAAUUUUAAUCCUCGAGAAUUGAAUACAAAGUAUUAUAAAUUUAUAGUCAACAAUGAUUCGAUAUUUAUCAAUUUAUCAUUUUUUAACAGUUACAACAAGAGUAGAUUCUAUGUAUAUAUAUUGUAUAUCAUUAUAUUAAACGUUGUUUGAUUUGGCAAAACAUUGUUCUUUAGAAAUUUUCAUUUUACUUAUUUAAUAGAAACAUCUUUUAUUAUUAUUAUUAUAUUUUGCAUAAACUAAUGUGAUUGUGCGUAAACACAUUUUUUUUAUGAUUAUAUUUUAUAAUUUGUUUAUUUUUUAUAAACUAUAUAUUGCAAUACAUUUGUUUCAUUUUUCAAAUUUAUAAUGAUCGAUUUUUUAUUGCAAAAUAAAUAUUAUAUAUAUUUGAUAUUUCUUUACUAACUUGUAAUUUAUAAUAAUUCAUUUUUAUGUAAAAAAGAGUCAGGCAUGUAGGAUGUACCUACUAAAUUCUAAAUAUUAUCAUUACAGCUUGUAAAUAAAUUGCAAUCAUAGGCGAGCUUCGCAGUUUUCUUGACAAUGGUGGUCAUCUGACCAUUUAAUAUGUGGAUUUUUGGACGUCUAUAAUUGUAAUUGAUUGAAAAUGUUAUACUUACGCUACCCACAUAGGUAUAGAUGGUAUAGUAUAUAUUAUGCUUACUGUUGUCUGUUACUAUAUGCAGGAUAGUAGGACUUACUACUUCAUAUUAUUAUUAUUAUUAUUAUUUAUUUACUAUAAUUAUCUAAACUUAGUACUAAUGUUUAUCAUACGUAUAUACCUAGGCUGAAUAAGUGCAAUACAAAUAUUAAUGUUAAUAAUAAAUAACUAUUAAUAAGUACGGACUCAAAAGGUUAUGACAUAUUAGUUAUUGAUAAACAUGAUUGUACACAAACAUGUAUUUACUAAUUUACUUUAUAUAAUAAUAAUAUAUAGAGG
Molecule: messenger RNA, 1461 nt
Organism: Rhopalosiphum maidis (corn leaf aphid)
Lineage: Eukaryota; Metazoa; Arthropoda; Insecta; Hemiptera; Aphididae
Gene: HLH4C
Product: helix-loop-helix protein 1
Exons: 3
Coding region: 101-445 (114 amino acids)
Biological process (GO): regulation of transcription by RNA polymerase II
Molecular function (GO): DNA-binding transcription factor activity, RNA polymerase II-specific; RNA polymerase II cis-regulatory region sequence-specific DNA binding; protein dimerization activity
Source: RefSeq, a predicted model, not a curated record